Gadus morhua (Atlantic cod) is the source of this 2057-nucleotide messenger RNA. It is a transcript of the gene septin5b, whose product is annotated as septin 5b. The transcript is spliced from 13 exons. Lineage: Eukaryota; Metazoa; Chordata; Actinopteri; Gadiformes; Gadidae. Gene Ontology annotation, molecular function: GTP binding. Bases 252 to 1373 code for a protein of 373 amino acids. The record is from RefSeq and is a predicted model, not a curated record.
GCCCCACACCUCACCUUUGUUUAAAUCACCGUCUCCUCUCAGUCUCUCUGUUAUAUAUCAUGUAGGCUACAAUAAAUAAAAUACAUAAUACCAAUACCAAAAAUAUUUUUCUUGACAGACUGGUUGUUUUCUGUGAACACGGAGAAAUUGAAUGACCUAAUUUAAAGCCACCCAACCGCAUUGCUAUGGACUCGUCCCCACAAUAACCUAGUUGGGUCGUCCGGAAUAAGCAGCGGUUUUUUGAUUUGAAGAUGACUGCGAACACGAGAUACAGGAGCCGGGUGCUCCGCUCGGAUGAUGUAGAGAGUACUGGAAGGGAAAAGGAGUAUGUUGGAUUUGCAACUUUGCCCAACCAAGUGCACCGGAAGUCGGUGAAGAAAGGCUUUGAUUUCACCCUCCUGGUGGCCGGGGAGUCUGGUCUGGGUAAAUCCACGCUGGUCAACAGUCUGUUCCUCACUGACCUCCACAAGGACAGGAAGCUGCUGAACGCAGAAGAGCGCAUCAGCCAGACGGUGGAGAUCACCAAGCACACGGUGGACAUCGAGGAGAAGGGCGUCAAGCUGAAGCUCACCAUCGUCGACACGCCCGGCUUCGGAGACGCAGUCAACAACACUGAGUGCUGGAGGACCAUCGAGGGCUACAUCGACCACCAGUUUGAGCAGUACUUCAGAGACGAGAGUGGGCUCAACCGGAAGAACAUCCAGGACAACCGGGUCCACUGCUGCCUCUACUUCAUCCCACCCUUUGGUCACGGGCUCCGUCCGGUGGACAUUGAGUUCAUGAAGGCCCUGCAGGAGAAGGUGAACGUGGUUCCUCUCAUCUCCAAGGCCGACUGCCUGACGCCCGGGGAAAUCAAGAAGCUCAAGGAGCGGUUGAGGGAGGAAAUAGAGAAGCACGGGAUCAAGAUCUACCAGUUCCCUGACUGUGACUCGGAUGAAGACGAGGAGUUCAAACAGAAAGACAAGGAGCUAAAGGAGAGCACUCCGUUUGCGGUGAUUGGCAGCAAUGCCGUGGUGGAGGUGAAAGGCCAGCGAGUAAGAGGACGGCUUUAUCCAUGGGGCAUCGUGGAGGUGGAGAACCAGGCCCACUGUGACUUUGUGAAGCUGAGGACAAUGCUGAUCAGGACCCACAUGAACGACCUGAAGGAGGUGACCUGUGACGUGCACUAUGAGAACUACAGGGCCCAGUGCAUCCAGACCAUGACCAGCAAAGUGAAUGCAGAGAACAGGGUCGAAAGCCCCAUCCCUCUGUUCCCCAUGCCCACACCGGAUGCGGACACCGAGAAACUCAUCAAGAUGAAGGACGAAGAAUUGAGGAGAAUGCAACAAAUGCUUCAGAAGAUGCAGCAGCAGAUGCAUGAGCAGGACCUGUGAGAAGGACAGCUUCGUCUGCCAUCUUGAAGAGAGGCGUGUGCACACACACUGAACAGAGCGACAGCCCCACCGGGAAGAAGAGAGACACACAAACACAGAGAUUGUAGAAAAGUGAACACGUAAUAAACAUGUCAUGUAAAGACAUUGAUGAAAAGUGCAAGGAAUGCCUUGUGAACAGGGUAAUGGCUUUGGUGGUGUUUUAACUGAAAGGUAAACUCUAGUUAAGUCUAACUCUAAAACUAAAAGUUGCUUUAUUGAUUUAGCCAUAUUCAAGUAGAAAUAGUUUGCACCUUAGAGAUAGUUCACUGCCCAUAAGGUGGUUUUGUGUGACUGGCUAUGACUGUUUUAUUUGUGUCACUAAUGCACUAUUGCCAUAUAACCCCACCUAUUUAAUGAAUGUUAUGUUUGAAAUUUUGGAUACUUUUAAGAGCAUGCUGAGGAACUCGUUCGACUAACUUCAAGCACAUACAUUUUCUAACUGACUUAUUUAUUAACGAAUCGAUCAAUCACAUCCACUGACUGCUGUGUGUGUGUGAGUGUGUGUGCGUGUGUGUGUGGGGGGGGGCGUGCUUAUGAGUACAUUUUUUAUUAUCCUACAUUGUAUUAACCAGUGUACGUUUGAUAUUAUAAAUACGUGUGGUAAUUAAAAGGGAAUACAAAUAAAAGCAUCAUCGCUCCCUUGGG